Messenger RNA from Asterias rubens (European starfish), 1095 nucleotides. Its product is annotated as exosome complex component RRP4-like. The transcript is spliced from 8 exons. Gene Ontology annotation, molecular function: RNA binding. The record is from RefSeq and is a predicted model, not a curated record. Bases 12 to 881 code for a protein of 289 amino acids. Gene Ontology annotation, cellular component: nuclear exosome (RNase complex); cytoplasmic exosome (RNase complex). Lineage: Eukaryota; Metazoa; Echinodermata; Asteroidea; Forcipulatida; Asteriidae. Gene Ontology annotation, biological process: poly(A)-dependent snoRNA 3'-end processing; U4 snRNA 3'-end processing; exonucleolytic trimming to generate mature 3'-end of 5.8S rRNA from tricistronic rRNA transcript (SSU-rRNA, 5.8S rRNA, LSU-rRNA).
CGCACUUCAACAUGGCGGCUCCCAUCAGAGCAGCAAGGAAGCGAAAGUCUCCAAAAACUUUUACAGAACCUAAGCGUUUGGUGACACCAGGAGAUGUAAUAACAUCGGAUACUGACUUUAUGAGAGGACAUGGAACCUACCUUGAUGACGAUCAACUUCAUGCUUCUGUUGCUGGUGUCGUGGAAACAGUCAAUAAACUGAUUUGUGUCAAGCCAUUGAAAACAAGAUACAAUGGUGAAGUUGGUGACGUUGUGGUUGGAAGAAUAACAGAGGUUGCCCAAAAAAGAUGGAAAGUUGACACCAACUCUAGACUUAAUUCCGCCCUGAUGCUCUCUGCCGUCAAUCUGCCAGGUGGGGAGUUGAGACGACGAUCUGCGGAAGACGAAUUGUUGAUGAGAGAGUAUCUCGCUGAGGGUGACCUCGUCAGUGCGGAGGUGCAGUCUGUAUUUAAUGAUGGUGCUUUGUCAAUACACACAAGAAGUUUGAAAUAUGGGAAGCUUGGACAGGGCCUCCUCGUAACCGUCUCCCCAUCCUUGAUCAAGAGACGGAAGACUCACUUUCAUAAUCUUACUUGUGGAGCAAGUGUCAUCUUGGGUAACAAUGGAUACGUGUGGAUCAGUCCAACAGCUAUUGACGAAGAGGAGGAAGGUGGUGGAUUUGUCCAGAAUCUAGAGCCUGUUCUAUACUCUGAUAGGGAAGUUCUUGCCAGAUUGCGGAACUGCAUUGUUGGUAUGGCAGAGCAUCGAAUGAUGUUGUAUGAUACAAGUAUUCUCUAUACAUACGAAGCUUCCUUGAAAUACACGCCGGAGGAGCUUUUGAGAUCUGAAGUGAUUGAGGAAAUUGUUGAAGAAACCCGCAAGAGACUGGAGCAAGAAAAAUAGUGAAGGCUGAAAGUGGAAGCAGACUGGAGAUCAUGUCUUAAAGAUGCUGCCUGAGAUGAGAGAAUAAUAACCAGCCUUGAGAGACAGACUAGCAGGGGACCUGGGCCCAGUUUAAUAGAUAUAGGCUAGGAGAUAUAAAUAACGUGUGGCUAGUCCUAAAGUGAAAGUCAAGAUAAGACUAGUCUCAACACUUUGUGAAAUCCACCUGUAAGCA